AUGUCAACGUACAAUGAGUCCGUGGGCGAGGUCGACAUUAUCUUCGCCGGAGGCGGAACCGCUGCCUGUGUAGCCGCUGGGCGACUCGCGAAGGCGAACCCAGAAUUGAAAAUCCUCCUUGUUGAGGGCGGGAAGAAUAACUUCAAUAACCCUACAGUUACCAAUCCAGCUGUGUUCCUGAGCCAUCUUGCUCCUGACAGCAAGACAGCUUUGUUCUACAAGUCCAAGAAAUCUGAACACCUCAAUGGGAGAGAGGCUGUUGUCCCCAUGGGAGGCAUACUGGGCGGUGGAUCGUCGAUCAAUUUUAUGAUGUAUACGCGUGCCCAGGGAAUUGAUUUCGACAGCUGGAAUACUCCAGGAUGGUCGGCGAAGGAGAUGAUUCCGCUGUGCAAGAAGCUGGAGACAUAUCACCCUGGGGGUACGAAUUUUGAUCCAAGCAACCAUGGUCAUGGUGGCCCUAUCCACGUCUCGGACGGUGGGUACCGAGGCAAGAGCGAGAAUCAGUUUAUAGAUACGGUAAAGAAGAUGGGGUACAAGGAGUUUGAUGAUUUACAGGAUUUUGAAUCUUGUGGGGGUUUCGGGAAAUGGGCAAGGUAUGUGAGCCCGGAGGGAAAGCGACAGGAUGCUGCCCAUCGCUAUAUCCAUCCUCUUCUCCAGUCCGGAGACUAUCCCAAUCUCCACAUCCUGGUAGAAUCCAAAGUCGUUCGGGUGCUUUUCGAUGAGUCGUCGCCUCCACGAGCCACUGGUAUAGAAUAUAUCGCCAAUCCAGAACAUCAACCUCAAACAGCGCUCUCGAAACCAGACCCCAAAACUAUCACUGCGAAGAAGCUAGUAGUAGUUACUGCCGGCGCUCUCGGAACCCCACAAAUUCUGGAGCGUUCGGGAGUGGGCAAUCCUGAAAUCCUUCGAAAGCUUGAUAUCCCCGUGGUGGCUGAUGUGCCAGGCGUGGGAGAGAACUACCAGGAUCACCACCUACUUUUGUAUCCUUAUAAGACCAACCUUGAGGAAGGGGAGACUCUGGAUACCAUUCUUAGUGGACGUAAAGAUUUCGUCAAGGCUCUGGAGGCGAAGGAUCCCUUCCUUGGAUGGAAUGGAAUUGACGUCGCAGGCAAAAUCCGCCCCACAGAAUCAGAAAUUGCCUCCAUGGGCCCAGACUUCCGAAAGGACUGGGACCGCGAUUUCGCUCCCUACCCCACGAAACCACUAAUGCUCUACGGCGUCGUGAAUGCCUUCCUAGCAGAUCCCUCCCUCGUUGAAGCAGGCCAAUACGUAACCAUGGGUAAUUACACGGCAUACCCGUACUCGCGGGGCUCCAUCCACAUAACAUCUAAAGACGACGUGGUCACUGGCUACGAAUUCGACAACGGUUUCCUCAACCACCCGUCCGAUCUAAAGAAGCAGGUCUGGGCCUACAAGACGAUCCGGGAAAUCGCCCGCCGGCUCCCGUAUUCUAAGGGCGAGCUCGCAAUGGGACAUCCACAGUUUAAGGAGGGGAGUAAGGCGGCGCUCUCGGAGGUGGCUGCAGGCCCAAUAGAGAAUAUCGAGUAUAGUGCGGACGAUGAUGAGGUUAUUGAGAAUUUUAUUAGGGAGAAUUUGAAUACCACGUGGCAUUCGUUGGGGACGUGUGCGAUGCGGCCGAAGGAGGAUGGAGGGGUUGUUGAUGGGGAGUUGAAUGUUUAUGGGACGAGCGGCUUGAAGGUUGCUGAUUUGAGUAUGGUGCCGGAGAAUGUGGCCGCUAAUACUAAUAACACGGCGCUGGCUGUGGGUGAGAAGACGGCCGUGAUUAUUGGGAGAGAAUUGGGUCUUACUGUCUAG
Molecule: messenger RNA, 1815 nt
Organism: Venustampulla echinocandica
Lineage: Eukaryota; Fungi; Ascomycota; Leotiomycetes; Helotiales; Pleuroascaceae
Product: FAD protein
Exons: 4
Coding region: 1-1815 (604 amino acids)
Molecular function (GO): flavin adenine dinucleotide binding; oxidoreductase activity, acting on CH-OH group of donors
Source: RefSeq, a predicted model, not a curated record